GUUGCAACCUGGACUGAGAACUAAUUACAGAAAGAGGUGCUCUCUCUCCUCUUAUCUGCAAUCUCAAUGAGGUGUGGGCUGUGAGAGGCAAAUAACUUUUCAGUUCCUUAUGAUGGGAACUGCAUGUUUCACACUCACAAAUGCUCUUCUUAAACCCCUUCACUUAUCUCCCAAUUUCUCUAAGCACUCCAACUUUCCAAGCAAAGUAAAGUUGACAUCUUUUUCCACAUCCAAGACAACCCAUUUGCAGGUUUCACAAGAUGCACUCACACCCACUCAACAUGACUUACUCAUUGUGGGUCCCGGAGUUCUUGGUCGUUUGGUAGCUCAGAAAUGGCGAGAGGAAAUUCUGGGAUGUCAAGUUUAUGGUCAGACGAUGACCACUGAUCAUCACAAUGAGUUGAUUCAAAUGGGUAUUAACCCUUCUUUGAAAUGGACAGAAGCUACUCACAAAUUUUCUAAUGUCAUUUACUGUGCUCCACCUUACCGGACCCCAGACUAUGCUGGUAAUGUUAGGCUAGCUGCACUAAGCUGGAAUGGUGAAGGUUCUUUCUUAUUUACGUCAAGCAGUGCUCCAUAUGAUUGUAAUGAUAACGGACCAUGUGAUGAGGAUUCUCCAGUUGUGCCAAUUGGGAGGAGGGCCAGGAUUGAUGUCCUUCUAAACGCUGAAAAUGUGGUAUUGGAGUUUGGUGGUUGUGUUCUAAGAUUGGCAGGACUUUAUAAAGCAGAUAGAGGUGCCCACAAUUUUUACUUGGAAAAGGGUAUUGUUGAUGGUCGUCCUGAUCACAUCCUGAAUCUUAUACAUUAUGAGGAUGCAGCUUCCCUCUCAGUUGCAAUCUUGAAGAAAAAAUUCCGUGGACAUAUUUUCUUGGGCUGUGAUGAUAAUCCUUUGUCUAGGCAAGAAAUGAUGGAUCUGGUUAAUAAAAGUGGGAAAUUCAGUAAAAAAUUUGAUAAAUUUACUGGAACUGAUGGUCCUCUAGGAAAGAGAUUAAACAACACUAGAACCCGCCAAGAAGUUGGUUGGGAGCCCAAGUACCCUAGCUUUGCUCGUUUUCUAGAGAGCAACAUGUGACAUACACCUGAGUUUUUUUUAUUGAGUCUAAUUAAUGUGGAAUGCACAUGUAGGGUGGAAAGUUAAGUGUUGUGUACAUUUUCCUAUUUCUUCAUAUUUGACUUUGUGUAUGUAUGACCAUGAUUAGUUAUUAAAUUGUCUUAAUUAAAAAAACUUGGUGAUAUGAC
Messenger RNA from Abrus precatorius (Indian licorice), 1239 nucleotides. RefSeq lists its product as uncharacterized. The transcript has 8 exons. Bases 110 to 1072 code for a protein of 320 amino acids. The record is from RefSeq and is a predicted model, not a curated record. NCBI's taxonomy places the organism in Eukaryota, Viridiplantae, Streptophyta, Magnoliopsida, Fabales, Fabaceae.